CGAAUCGCGCGUGCGAUCGCGUCGUCGCGGGCACCUGAAACGCAGUUUCCGCGAAUCGCUGCUCGGUGAAAAAAGUGCGUGCGCGCGUGCCGCUCCGGAUUGUCAGGAUGAGCCAUCGAUCCCCGGGAGUCGUUGCGCUGAUCCGAUGAGAGGACGACGCAGACUGGAAGCGCAGCAUCCGCAGAUGCAGCAGCCAGCAUCAUGGAUUCCCAUGUCGGACUCGACUACAUCGUGGAUAAUCCUGAUUAUUGCGUCAAGCUCGCCUCAGCGUUGGAAACGGCGUGUCCGUCCGUGAAGAAGAGAGUCGUGGAGUUACUGUCGGCUCUCUGCGUCUACAGCCAGGAUGGAAGACAGAGGGCCAUCGAUACCCUUCACAGAUACCAGGAACGAAAGGGCGAGCGUUAUCGAUUGCGAGUCGUGGUCGACGAGCUACAGAAGGCGACAGCGGAGGAUUACCAGACCGCACUGUUGGCAUUCAUAAAUUGUUUGGUCAUCUCGACGCCGGUGCUCAAGGAUCGCAUACGCAUACGCAAUGAGUUUAUCGGCCUCAAACUCUUGCCGAUUCUAAACGAGCUACGGAAGAGUCACGCGCCGGACGUGAGGGUGCAGCUCGACGCCUUCGAGGAUCAACGGGAGACGGACGAGGAGCUCGCGAAUCAAGGACCGCCAGGGAUCGAUCUCUCCUCUCACGUGGACGUCUUCUACGCCAUCCUCGGCCAAGUUGCAGACACGCCGCAGGAGAUACCCUUUCUGAGCGUCCUGCAGCAUCUGCUGCGACUGGACCCGAAAGACGCCGCCAGUGAUCUGGCGUGGGACAUCGCCGAGACCCUGGUGCACCGAGCCACGUUGCUGGAGAGUCGCGAGGAUGCCACGAAAUUGUUGAGAUCGCCCAGUCUUCAAACGAAUCUAUGCUGUCACUGCCGCGGCGCCGAUCAGACGUGUGGGACGUCGAGGAAAGCGUCGCUGCCGGCCAGCAGCGGUUCGCCGCCGCCGCCACCUCCGAUUCCGGCGGCACCGCCAGGUCCCCCAAAUCCACCACCGAGCGGCUUCGUCCUGCCACCACCUCCACCUCCGCCGCUCUUCGUCAACGUCGUCAACAUCGCCGCCGCACCGAUGGAGCCCCCGAUGCCGCCUCCCUUGCGGGUGGCUCCCGUCGAGCGCGCGCUUACCCCCGAGCCACCCAGCAGUCACGCGAGACUGCUGCCGCAGCAGGAGAUUCCAGCCCCCAGGACGAAAAUGAAGACUAUCAACUGGAACAAGAUACCCAAUCAUAAGGUGAUCGGCAAGCGGAACAUCUGGUCCCUGGUGGCGAACGAGCAUCAGAAUUCGCCGAUGGCGGACCUGGACUGGGCCGAGAUGGAGGGCCUCUUCUGUCAACAAGUGCCCCCGUUAAUGCCACCGGCUACCUACUCGGCCUCGUGCGGCACCGGAGUCGACGUCGAACGACGUCGUCGAGAACCGACGGAGAUUGCAUUACUCGAUGGAAAAAGGAGCUUGAACGUUAACAUCUUCCUCAAGCAAUUCCGAAGUUCGAACGAGGAUAUAAUUCAGCUUAUCAAGGAGGGUGGUCAUGAUGACAUCGGCGCGGAGAAACUGCGUGGACUUUUGAAGAUACUGCCGGAAGUGGACGAGCUCGAGAUGCUCAAAAGCUUCGACGGCGACAAGUCGAAGCUGGGUAACGCCGAGAAGUUCUUCCUGCAGCUUAUUCAAGUGCCAAAUUAUAAGCUGCGCAUUGAGUGCAUGCUGCUGAAGGAAGAAUUCGCCGCGAAUAUGAGCUACCUGGAGCCAAGUAUCAACUCGAUGAUACUCGCCGGCGAGGACCUCAUGACGAACAAGCCUCUCCAGGAAGUGCUGUACAUGGUUUUGGUCGCCGGAAACUUCCUCAACUCUGGCGGUUACGCUGGCAAUGCGGCAGGCGUGAAGCUUUCCUCGUUGCAGAAGCUGACGGAAAUUCGUGCGAACAAACCGGGGAUGAAUCUGAUACACUACGUGGCAUUGCAAGCCGAAAGAAAACGAAAGGAUCUGCUAAAUUUCGCAAAAAAUAUGACUGCCUUAGAAGCAGCGACAAAAACCACGAUUGAGCAACUUAACAACGAAUUUAACACUUUGGACACGAAGAUUAAAAAGAUCAAAGGCCAAAUUCAGCUCUCCUCGACCGAAAACGAUAUACAGGAACAAAUGGCACAGUUUCUUCAGAUGGCCGAACAAGAAAUGGCGCAGUUGAAGAGGGACAUGGAAGAGCUCGAGGGAGUGAGACGAUCGCUGGCGGAAUUCUUUUGCGAGGACACGAGCGCGUUCAAGAUCGAAGAAUGCUUCAGGAUAUUUCAUCAGUUUUGCCAAAAGUUUAAUCAGGCGAUCGCGGAGAACGAGAGGCGACGUAUCCAGGAAGAGCAGGUCCUGGCGCGUCGCAAACAACGCGAGGAACAGCUGUUAGCGAGAAAACGACUGCUGAGCAGUCAAGCGGAGACACCAGGCUCGGAAUCCGAGUCCAACCUAAUGGACUAUGGGCUAUUCGAGCUUCAUACCGGUUUACCUCAGAGAAAUUACGGCCGCGGCGAGGCCAAGAUGAGAAGAUUGCAGAAUGGCGGAGUCACGUCGGACGAGGACGUCUCCAUCGUCGGAUCGCCCAGCAUCCGACGUCGUUUAGGAUCAUGUUCAGGCGGUCCUGAUCAACAAUCUACCAAAGAGGACACGUACUCGCCAGAUAUCACGCCUAACGGCACGCUUCGUAGGCGCAGAAGCAGAAUACCCUGCGAGGAUGACGACGGAAAUCUAAUGGAUUUCUUGCGAACAUCCGGACAGGACAAUACGCGGGAGAGAAAAUCGUGGGGAAGUUUAGAUCGAUCGUGGGCGCGAAGAGCUCGUGGACAGUCGCGAAGAGGCGACCUCCUGAACGCCGAUUUUUCGGGAGAUCGGGAACGACCGAGCUCGCCGUCUCCCCUCGCAGAGAGCAAGCCGUUCCUGCAGGAGGAGGAAGCGAAGCCGACCGGGAAAGCCUGGCGGCAAAAGAUCGAGGCGUGGCUGUCGGAGAACGAGAAAGAGGAUCGCGCGGGCGAGCAGCUUCAGAGAAGAGCGAAGCAAUUGCACCAGGCGAACCGACGGUCCUUCGAAGACUCGGAAAACGAAGGCAAAGGCGCGUCGAACCCUUCGACGGAGGAUCGAUCCGUGCACGAAGGAGAAUUCUCCGGGGUUUACGACUGGCGACCGUCCGUCGAGAAGACGGAUGUGAUGCGCACGAUGGAGGCCAUUGAAGAAGCUCAACCGCUCUCGUCGCAGGACAAGUCUCCUUGGCGGAAGUCGAGCUUGAACGUACCAAAUAGUAUGGAAGAGACUGAUCCGCGUUAUUCCCGUAGAUUUAGAUCUAGACACAGUACGGAGAACGCUCUCGUCCCGAGUACACUGCAGGCGAUCAGAGAAGAGGACAGGAAGAAGAACAAGCUCAGCGACACUCUGAACACGGACGCCCAGGACGAACUGACUAUUUAUCUUCGGCAACCUUACACCGGAUCGCAAGCGCCCGCAACCCGGCGAUUCUCGAAGCUCAGCAAGAAAACCGCGGACGAGGAAAGAAUCAGCGACAAGAUCGAGAUUGACUCGGACAACAUCGAGACGCCGCCGGCGACCAGACGGCUGUUUAGUCCUCCGAAGGAGGUGAAACCCGUGGAGAAGGAGCCCUGCAAAAGAGAACGUUGCAAUGGCUCCUUCCAGAGUCGAGAAAUGAAGACUGCGAUCCUGAAACCCAUCGCCUCAGAUCUCGGUACCGGCAACUUCGACAGGUACUCGGCGACGCGUCGUACUCGUAGAUACAAGAAGACUCAGGAUUCGGCAGGUGACAAGGACGUGUCGAGUCCCGAGUUGAUCUGCGACGAAAAGCCGGCGAUGCAACGACCCAGCACCCUCGCCCUGGCUGACGAGGGCACCCGCGAGGACGAGGACGUCAUGCUGCGUAUCUGGCAGGACAAGCUGAAGCGGCGCGACAUCGUCGCCUCGUCGUCGUCGCGCGACAUCGACGCCGCGCUGGCGGAGAUCGCGCGCUCCGGCGAGGAUCUGCAGCGUCUCUCGACGACGAAGACGACGGAGACGCCGGCGACGAUGACCGCGACGAGCCACAGGACCUCGAGACUGCCGAUCAGUCAGCCUCCGCCGCCAGUGGUAGCGGUGAGCAACACGGUGCUGAGUCCGGUGAUGCAGGAGUCGCGACCCCGCGAGGCCGUCACGGUGCUUGCAGAGCGAGCGGUGACGAGUCGCGAGCGUCACCGGAGCAUGAUCGAUCCGAGCCAGGUGAAGGAAGCGGUCCGCUUGACCAGCAAUCCACCCAGCCAGGUGAACCAGAAGCGGGAGACGUCGAGCAGGAACAACUUCUGCAGCGAGAACUCGCUGCACGAGCGAGACGACGUCUCCAGAAUCACGAGGGAAGACGAGCAACGCGCAGGAGACUCGAGGAGCGUCGAAGGAAGCCUGGAGAAGGACGUUCGAUCCGUGGACGACCUUCGCGAUCGGUCGACGAUGACGCGGCAGAACUCCAUGUUCCGCAGCAGAUUUAUCCCCGAUAUAAGCGUGACGUCGUCGCCGCCGCCGACAUCCGGCAAGGUCAGCCGAGACCAAGAGCUGAAUGACGAAGGCUUCGAGGAGACGCAGAGCCUCGUUUCAGAGACUCUGAGUCAAGAGACGUCCUCUGGCAAUUACGAGACGGACACGCACGACUCGACGAGGUGCUCGCCGGCAGAGCUGAGCUACAGCGGGGACCAGCAUCGACGUAGCGUCACGAAGACGAUGCACGACGAUGAUGACUUGAACAGUCAUGGUCGAAGAUCCUUGUCCAUCGACAAGUUAGUGAAGCCAAGCUCGGGGAAGAUUUUCGGCAAGAAGGAGACCCCGAGAAACGCGUCGGAAAAAUCGAGCUUUCUGCCGACAAGAGCUGCAGGUGCGAAACGCGAGUCCGCGCUGAGGAAGAACGAGAAGACCUUGAAGAAGACCUCGAACGGCCAGGCGAGUAAUCCAGGAGCUCUGUUGAAGAACGAGGUGCAACGUUCCGGUUCCAGGAGCAGCCUACGCAGCUCCCGGAGCUCUCUGAACAGUGCUACGUCCGUGAACACGGUACGCAAUUUGGCCACGAAUCACGCUCAUCUGCGUAGCUACACCUCGGCCAUUCGCGCGCUCACCAACGACCUCAGGAAGAGCAGCCCGUCGAGCAGUCCGCUGCCGCCGAAGAACGUCGUCGACAAGAGACGUCUGAGUCCUCGUCAGGUGAGCGUCAGCAGGAUACCUGCCAGCAGAAGCAGCAGUAGCGGCAGCAGCGUUGGUCCGACAGUGAGAAGUCUUCGCAAGGCUCCGGAGAUAGUGUCUGACAUACCAAAGGUCACGAGGAGUCGGCCCAUCACCUCGCGCAGCAGCAGCAGCGGGAGCAGCAUCGGUCAGCAGUCGAUCUUGGGAAAUCGAUCAGCGAUCACCGGUAAUAAGAUGUCCAGUAAUACGAGGAGUAGAUUAAUCCAGCCGCGAGCUGGGUCGAAGAGUCACAGUUUUAUGCGGCCUACAGCUGCCAGCGUGAACAAGGGUUCCAUCCAAAACCUCCCGAAGAGUAUCAAGGCUAUGGUGAAAUGAUGCGUCUUCUUCGAACAAGAAAACAAGAUCGUAUUUGUAACGUUGCUUGGAGAAUUUAGAAAGUCUAUUCGUUUAACAAUUACAAUUAGGAAAAUAACAAAUCAAGCAACGUUUGACAGCCGAACAGCUGAUCGAUGGUUAUCGUAAGAUAGAAUUCGCAAGAUUGCGUAAUAAAAAUUGUUAUUAUUAUUCUCGCUUAUAUAUUACAUCGUCUCACAGUGUUAAGCCAAAAUAAGUAAGAUUAUUCUAGUUUACUAUACGCCACUACCACACCAAACAAUGCAAAAAUUGCUCGAUUUAAGAGAAAGAUAAUCAAAUUUAUCUUCAGCUUUAGCACGCGCGACCUACGUUUUAUAUAUGACCAAGGAAACUUUAAGGAACAUCCCGAACUUUAUGUUUGACGCCAAAUUGCGGGAGUUUUCCUUCUAGUUUUUCCUUAGAAUACAUAUUUAUAAAAUUACAUGUAACAUAUUCGCGACUAAUAUAAUAUACGUACGAAAUAUUGUAAUCAUUCUUACCGCGUUAACACAAAGAUAUAAAUAUAUUAUAUUGUAGAAAUUAUGUCCGAUACAAUAAAUUAACAGACAUUUA
Nylanderia fulva is the source of this 6192-nucleotide messenger RNA. It is a transcript of the gene form3, whose product is annotated as FH2 domain-containing protein formin 3. The record is from RefSeq and is a predicted model, not a curated record. Lineage: Eukaryota; Metazoa; Arthropoda; Insecta; Hymenoptera; Formicidae. Gene Ontology annotation, biological process: cellular component organization. Gene Ontology annotation, molecular function: actin binding.